AUGGAGACGUUCGUGGAAGAUUUGCAAAGUUCGCUCGAGUACUAUGGUAAGGUGUACCAGAUCAAAAAAUACACCAUUGAUGGCUUCUUUGAGGGUCAUAUCAGUUUUAUGAUUGACACUGCUGUCAAAUACAAGAACACCGAAGGCAAGGAGUAUGUCGUCCAGCCGAUGAGCCGCAUGAUGUAUCUGUCCGCUUGGGAUGACGUCUAUGUGCCUGCCACAUAUCGCGGUGCCCCACCCGUCUGCCACUUCUGUCGCCAGAGUGGCCACAUCCGCGCUGCCUGCCCUGUACUAUUGAAGCGCCAAUGCUUCAAGUGCCGCAAGCUUGGUCACAACGCUACGUUUUGCAACGAAGAGGAGACCACUUUUGAGGAGGCACUAGAUGAGUACGAAUCGAGCAAGAAGGCCAUUGAGAAGCCCAAUACUGCCAACGCUCAACGCCGUACCCCUGAGAAUAACCAAGAGAAGCGCCAUAGAUCCACUCCCACCAUCGAUGAUGUCGUCGAGCAGCAGCAACUGCAACAUCAAGCCGCCGCCGCCGCUCAGACUGCCAACAAGCAAAAGGGGUCCACUGGCCGCCCGAGACGCAGUUCAACGACUGAAGCGAUGGAUGUCAAUCCCAAGGCUCUCCAGCGUACUCCCCAGGGUAGCUAUGCCUCCAAGCAUACGCCUCUCGGUGUGUCUCUCCACAUGAAUGUGGAUUCCGAAGGUAGUGAUGCUGCCAACGCUGAUUUUUCGUCUGAUGUGCUCCCUCUCCGCCGUCACUCCGUGAGCUCAACGUCUAUGUCGCAGACUCCAGUGCAUCACGCCGCCGAUAGGGCUUAA
Messenger RNA from Mucor velutinosus, 825 nucleotides. RefSeq names its product Vacuolar protein-sorting-associated protein 27. Bases 1 to 825 code for a protein of 274 amino acids. The record is from RefSeq and is a predicted model, not a curated record. Lineage: Eukaryota; Fungi; Mucoromycota; Mucoromycetes; Mucorales; Mucoraceae. The transcript has a single exon. Gene Ontology annotation, molecular function: zinc ion binding; nucleic acid binding.